AUGACCUCCCGACUCCCCGUAGAACUCGUGCGCGAGAUUCUUGCUUCCAUCGAGGAUCCAGAAGACGACGACGACCUCACCGCUACGUAUACUGUAUCACCCAUUCUCAUCGCUUGCUCCCUCGUCUGUCACGCUUGGAACGAUAUCUGCCGGCCCCGCAUCUUCAGCAAAAUAGUCAUAAACCAAGAUACAGCUGGACUUCUUGAUCGACUCUCCUUCCUGCAUUUCACUGCACCCUACCUCACCCGUUAUAUUGUCUGCCUGCAUCUGUGGUGGGAUGAUGAUGUUGCCCUAGCACCACCAUGGGUCUCAGACUGCUUCGCCCACAUGAGGAAUCUCACUUCGUUAUGUCUCAUUUGGGAUCCUUCCACGACGGUCGCGGCACACAUCGCAUUAUCCACGCUUGGAAUCAUGUCCUUAAUCCCUGAACUUUGCCUCAAAGAACUUGCCUUAGUCGGCUGGCGAGUUGACGAGGACGGCUCGGAUAUUCUGCCCUUCCUUUCAGCCUGUUCAACCAGCCUCGACGAACUUGUGAUUGUGAUCACCCACACCUUCGACCAUGGAGCAUUGCUACGACCCGCGGACCCGUCUAUCAUUCGGUUGGAGGCUCUCCGCGAACUAGUUGUGAUCGGCAAGGGAGAUCGACUCCCUCGUAUCGACGCUAUAGAGUGUCCGAAUCUCAGGUCUUUGACCAUCGAGCACCUAGGCGACGGCCCUUGGGGCAUACCCCCAAAAAUCUCCGACAAGCUAGUUGAUCUCACUGUGACAGCGCCCUGCUCGUCUCUCAUUCCCGAACUAGGUCAGCGCAUACGGCCCUCUGAGCUGAAGCUAGAGGUCCAGAAGGAAUCCGAUGAGGCGUACCGCAGUGCCAUGGUAUGGAUACGGGACUGUAUUGCUCGCCUUCCGUUUCCUUGUGCCAUUCGUGAGCUUGUAAUCGAGAUCGCAAACGAGGAGGGCAAGGAUCUGGAUGCACUGGAUUAUCCUUCCCUCGCCGACUAUGAAGAACUGUACCGCGCAGUACGCUCGCUCGCACAGCACGGGGCAUUGCGGAACAUGGACGUCACACUCAAGACGUAUGUUGCUAGUGGCAAGGUGUACGAAGAUGAUCACGAGGGGGAGGCUGCGAAGCUGGACGAAGCGUUCGGCCCGUUGUUACGAACGGGUAAAAUGACUGUUAAUCUCACUUUGGACCAAACCCAAGAUUGA
Molecule: messenger RNA, 1206 nt
Organism: Pleurotus ostreatus (oyster mushroom)
Lineage: Eukaryota; Fungi; Basidiomycota; Agaricomycetes; Agaricales; Pleurotaceae
Exons: 2
Coding region: 1-1206 (401 amino acids)
Molecular function (GO): protein binding
Source: RefSeq, a predicted model, not a curated record